Neofelis nebulosa (Clouded leopard) is the source of this 6326-nucleotide messenger RNA. It is a transcript of the gene HDLBP, whose product is annotated as high density lipoprotein binding protein. The record is from RefSeq and is a predicted model, not a curated record. Bases 247 to 4053 code for a protein of 1268 amino acids. Gene Ontology annotation, molecular function: mRNA binding. Lineage: Eukaryota; Metazoa; Chordata; Mammalia; Carnivora; Felidae. Gene Ontology annotation, cellular component: nucleus; cytoplasm. The transcript is spliced from 28 exons.
GGCGGUUGGCCAUAUAGAGGCUGGGGGUGGGGGGGGGAGGUCAAGCGUAGCCUCUUCUCCUUUACCAAGAUGGCGGCUUGUCCCUGUUUCGCCACAGUUCCUACCUUAUGAGCUUGGUUUCCUUACGCUGAUAAAGUGGAAGAGCAAAAACUGGCAGGCUGACAGAGGCGGCCUCGGGACGGACUCUCUGGCUACUGACCGCUUUGCUGUGGCUCACCCGGAUUGUGCGCGGGCGCGAGGUCGACCAUGAGCUCCGUCGCAGUUUUGACCCAAGAGAGCUUUGCUGAACACCGAAGUGGGCUGGUUCCGCAGCAGACCAAAGUUGCUGCUUUAAAUUCAGAAGAGGAGAGCGACCCUCCAACCUACAAAGAUGCCUUCCCUCCACUCCCUGAGAAAUCGGCUUGCUUGGAAAACGCCCAGGAGCCUGCUGGCGCCUGGAGUAACAAGAUCCGGCCCAUCAAAGCUUCCGUCAUCACUCAGGUGUUCCAUGUGCCCCUGGAGGAGAGAAAAUACAAGGACAUGAACCAGUUUGGAGAAGGUGAACAAGCAAAAAUCUGCUUGGAGAUCAUGCAGAGGACCGGCGCCCAUCUGGAGCUGUCUCUCGCCAAAGACCAGGGCCUCUCCAUCAUGGUGUCGGGGAAGCUGGAUGCUGUCAUGAAAGCCCGGAAGGACAUUGUUGCUAGACUGCAGACUCAGGCCUCAGCAACUGUUGCCAUUCCCAAAGAACACCAUCGCUUUGUUAUUGGCAAAAAUGGAGAGAAACUGCAAGACUUAGAGCUCAAAACUGCAACCAAAAUCCAGAUCCCACGCCCAGAUGACUCCAGCAAUCAGAUCAGGAUCACCGGUACCAAAGAAGGCAUCGAGAAAGCUCGCCAUGAAGUCUUGCUCAUCUCCGCUGAGCAGGACAAACGUGCUGUCGAGAGGCUGGAAGUGGAGAAGGCGUUCCACCCCUUCAUCGCUGGGCCUUAUAACCGACUUGUUGGUGAGAUCAUGCAGGAGACAGGGACGCGCAUCAACAUCCCCCCACCCAGCGUCAACCGGACAGAGAUUGUCUUCACUGGAGAGAAGGAGCAGUUGGCCCAGGCUGUGGCUCGCAUCAAGAAGAUUUAUGAGGAGAAGAAAAAGAAGACCACAACCAUCGCCGUGGAGGUAAAGAAGUCCCAGCACAAGUAUGUCAUCGGGCCCAAGGGCAACUCCUUACAGGAGAUCCUGGAAAGAACAGGCGUGUCUGUGGAGAUCCCACCCUCAGACAGCAUCUCCGAGACUGUGAUACUUCGAGGCGAGCCUGAAAAGCUGGGGCAGGCGCUGACUGAAGUCUAUGCCAAGGCCAACAGUUUUACGGUAUCGUCCGUCUCCGCUCCUUCCUGGCUUCACCGAUUCAUCAUUGGCAAGAAAGGGCAGAACCUGGCCAAGAUCACUCAGCAGAUGCCUAAGGUUCACAUCGAGUUCACGGAAGGUGAGGACAAGAUCACUCUGGAAGGCCCCACAGAGGAUGUAAAUGUGGCCCAGGAACAGAUUGAAGCCAUGGUCAAAGACCUGAUUACCCGGAUGGACUAUGUGGAGAUCAACGUGGACCACAAGUUCCACAGGCACCUCAUCGGGAAGAGCGGGGCCAACAUAAACAGAAUCAAAGACCAGUACAAGGUGUCCGUGCGCAUCCCUCCUGACAGUGAGAAGAGCAACCUGAUCCGUAUCGAGGGGGACCCGCAGGGUGUGCAGCAGGCGAAGCGGGAGCUGCUGGAGCUUGCCUCUCGGAUGGAAAAUGAGCGUACCAAGGAUCUGAUCAUUGAGCAGAGAUUCCAUCGCACCAUCAUUGGCCAGAAGGGUGAACGGAUCCGUGAAAUUCGUGACAAAUUCCCAGAGGUUAUCAUCAACUUCCCAGACCCAGCACAAAAGAGUGAUAUCGUCCAACUCAGAGGGCCCAAGAAUGAGGUGGAGAAAUGCACAAAAUACAUGCAGAAGAUGGUGGCAGACCUGGUGGAAAAUAGUUACUCGAUUUCUGUUCCGAUCUUCAAACAAUUUCACAAGAACAUCAUUGGGAAAGGAGGCGCAAACAUUAAAAAGAUCCGAGAAGAAAGCAACACAAAGAUCGACCUUCCAGCAGAGAAUAGCAAUUCAGAGACCAUUAUCAUCACAGGCAAGCGAGCCAACUGUGAGGCUGCCCGGAGCCGCAUCCUGUCCAUCCAGAAAGACCUGGCCAACAUUGCCGAAGUGGAGGUCUCCAUCCCCGCCAGGCUGCACAACUCCCUCAUCGGCACGAAGGGCCGCCUGAUCCGCUCCAUCAUGGAGGAGUGCGGCGGGGUGCACAUCCACUUCCCUGUGGAGGGCUCGGGGAGUGACACGGUUGUCAUCAGGGGCCCCGCCUCCGAUGUGGAGAAGGCCAAGAAGCAGCUCCUGCACCUGGCAGAGGAGAAGCAAACCAAGAGUUUCACUGUUGACAUCCGCGCCAAGCCGGAAUACCACAAGUUCCUCAUUGGCAAAGGGGGUGGCAAAAUACGCAAGGUGCGUGACAACACUGGAGCCCGUAUCAUAUUCCCAACGGCUGAGGACAAGGAUCAGGACCUGAUCACCAUCAUCGGGAAGGAGGAUGCUGUCAGGGAGGCACAGAAGGAGCUGGAGGCCCUUAUUCAGAACCUGGAUAACGUGGUGGAGGACUGCAUGCUGGUGGACCCCAAGCACCACCGCCAUUUUGUCAUCCGACGAGGCCAGGUCUUGCGGGAGAUUGCUGAAGAGUAUGGUGGGGUGAUGGUUAGCUUCCCACGUUCUGGCACGCAGAGUGAUAAGGUCACCCUCAAGGGCGCCAAGGACUGUGUGGAGGCCGCCAAGAAGCGCAUUCAGGAGAUCAUCGAGGACCUGGAAGCCCAGGUGACCAUAGAAUGUGCCAUACCCCAGAAGUUCCAUCGAUCUGUCAUGGGCCCCAAAGGUUCUAGAAUCCAGCAGAUUACUCGGGACUAUAACGUUCAGAUUAAAUUCCCAGACAGAGAGGAGAACCCAGUUCACAGCGUGGAGCCACAAGUCCAGGAGAACGGUGACGAUGCUGGAGACGGGAGGGACACCAAAGACACCGACCCUGGCUCCCCAAGGAGAUGUGACAUCAUCAUCAUCUCUGGCCGGAAGGAAAAGUGCGAGGCCGCCAAGGAAGCCCUCGAGGCACUGGUUCCCGUCACCAUCGAAGUGGAGGUGCCCUUUGACCUUCACCGGUACAUCAUCGGGCAGAAGGGGAGCGGUAUCCGGAAGAUGAUGGAUGAGUUUGAGGUGAACAUCCACGUGCCGGCACCAGAACUACAGUCUGACGUCAUCGCCAUCACUGGCCUCGCUGCGAAUCUGGACCGGGCCAAGGCUGGGCUGCUGGAGCGAGUGAAGGAGCUGCAGGCUGAGCAGGAGGACCGAGCUUUAAGGAGCUUUAAGCUGAGCGUCACUGUGGACCCCAAAUACCAUCCCAAAAUUAUUGGGAGGAAAGGGGCAGUGAUUACUCAGAUCCGCUUGGAACAUGACGUGAACAUCCAGUUUCCCGAUAAGGAUGACGGGAACCAGCCCCAGGACCAAAUAACCAUCACAGGGUAUGAAAAGAAUACAGAAGCCGCCCGGGACGCUAUAUUGAAAAUCGUGGGUGAGCUUGAACAGAUGGUUUCUGAGGACGUCCCGCUGGACCACCGUGUUCACGCCCGCAUCAUCGGUGCCCGUGGAAAAGCCAUCCGCAAAAUAAUGGAUGAAUUCAAGGUGGACAUUCGUUUCCCGCAGAGUGGGGCCCCAGAUCCCAACUGCGUCACUGUGACGGGGCUCCCAGAGAACGUGGAGGAGGCCAUCGACCACAUUCUCAACCUAGAGGAGGAAUACCUGGCUGACGUGGUCGACAGCGAGGCGUUGCAGGUGUACAUGAAGCCGCCAGCCCACGAGGAGUCCAAGGCGCCAUCCAAGGGCUUUGUGGUGCGGGACGCUCCCUGGACCGCCAGCAGCAGCGAGAAGGCUCCUGACAUGAGCAGCUCUGAAGAAUUUCCCAGUUUUGGGGCUCAGGUGGCCCCCAAGACCCUGCCAUGGGGCCCCAAGCGAUAAUGAUCGAAAAGCAGAAAUCUCUCCAGCCUGCUGACCCAAACCCCACCAACACAUGGUUUGUCUCAAUCUGACCCGGCGGCUGGAGCCUCCAUAAAUUGUUGACGCUUCCCCCUCCCCGAGGUCUCGCAGUGAAGCCAGGCGCGCCAGCACCCCGCGUGCGCUCAGGAUCUGCUCCCUGACACCUUCGCUCUGGGACGGCUCUCCACUGUCGUGAACACUAACCGAGGUAAUUGGACAUUUCCCCGUAAGCGUCCUGGCUCAUCCAGCAUGUCCGUAAGGCUCUGGCCUCCGCUAGGAGAGCUCCACAGCUGUGGCGGAGUCUACUUCCUGUGUCAUGACCUCAGGAAAUAAAUUUCCUUGACUUUAUAAAAGCCAAAAUGUUUGCCCUCUUCCUUUCCCACCUCCUUUCCUCCCUUUGCCUGCCAUCCAGACCCUCCUUACAGAAUGCAGUCCACCUUCCAGCUGCCAAAAGCCCACUUGGCCCAGACCACAGGGUGGUGAGGGAGACCCAGUUUGCACACUGGGAGUGCCUGGGCCCAAAGGAGAGCCGUGGUGGAGCCAGAGGGGACCAGAGUGGCAGCAGGGUGACUGGGUGCUUGGGCUGUCUUGGCCUCGCAAAUGUUGGGGUCUGAAAGCACCCAAGUGUCUCCGCCCCCAAGCGUGGUGAGCAAACCCCAAAGGCAGGGCCGCGUGUCUCCGUCUGGGCCAGCCGUGGCUGUCGUGGUGGCCUGGUGUGGCCUGAGAGACGUGGGGACAGGGAGAGGGGCAGCCCGCAGAGUGGCAGUAGAGACUAGCCGCUCCUCUGUGGCCCCCUCGCCCCAGGCCAGGUGUCCAGCGUCCUCCUUUCUACCUCAGAGCCAGUGUGGCUGCUCUUCGUGCUUAGGGUGGUGCCACCCUGGCGCUCAGCCUCUCGGCGUAGAUGUUUCUGGUGGUGGCGUGUCUGCUGCAGCCCUGGGGGCGGGAAGCCGGUGCUGGGGCUCAGCCAGGCUGUCUGUCCUCUGACGCACGCUCGGAUGCUGCGUGUGAGCCCCCGGGAGCUGUCUCAGAGAGGCAGGCAUCGUGGUCCUGGGGCAGAGAGAGGUGGUCACUUGGCCUGGACCGGAGGACCCGGUGCUGGUGAGGGAGGGUCCGCUCUUUCUCAGGUGUGUGCUGGGUGACUGUGGGUGUCGGACCACGGGCCUUGGCCUGACCACAACGUGCCCUGCCCCCCAGCGGACUGUUGAAGGUCAGCUCUGGAGAGGAGAGGUGGCCCCGGGCGGUACAGAGGCGCCCGUGUGUCGCAUUGUGAGGGAACGAGGAUGGCCCUUUGUGUCGGCCCCCUGGCCUCCCCAUCUCUGCCUCUGCCCGCACGGAGGUGAUGGGGCCCUGUCGGGUUACCCCACCUGGGAUACUGGAGUUCCUGGGGGCCAGCUCGUGUCUGGCGCACACCCUGCGCCGCCCCUGCACCCCUGUCCUUCACCCUCCACUCAGUAACUCAAGCCCGGUGAUCUCCAGACUCCGAAAUUCUAAGCAGACUGAGAAUUGCUCGACCCAAGUGUACCUUCGGCUGCCCCUGCCAGCUUUCCGUCUGCCACGGCAGCCUCCAGCGUGCCCAUCUGUGGGAGCGUGCCACGGGGGUAGGAGAGAGCACUCACCUCAGCAGGCGGCCUGGGUGUCCCCAGAGUAGGCCUGUGAGGAGACGGAGGAAGGGGAGGCACCCCCUCCCCUCUCGGGCAGCCUGAUUGGGAAGGGCGGGCCCCUCCGCGUCUCCACCUGCAUGAGGUUUGGAGCCUUUCCCGUUGGCCGUCUUGUUUCCCUCUGCCUGCCCCUCUGGCUCCCUCGGCGUCUGCCCAGCCCUCUUUUCCCUUCAUCUUUUCUACGGCAUCCUUCGACGUCCCCCGCCCUUCCCCAAACGUAAAUUUUAAAUUUUCACAAGUUUUUGCACAUCUGCAUUUAUCGCUAAAUGUUGUAGAUACGAAUCCCCCCUUCCCCUGAACUGUGUUUGGGAUCUUGCGUGCUCUGUUUUUGGUUGUUGUUGGUAAAGACUGUUGGUGGCCCUGCCCAGGCCUGGUCUCCUGUGGCCGCCCCUGCUGCUGGGGCAGCCCUGGGCAGGGUGGGGUGUGCGUGUCCAUUUUCUUUGUUGAAUGUCUUCCAUAUUAUGUGUUUCCAUAGCUAUGAUCCGUCCCUUGGCCUUAAUUUUGGAAUCUGGAGAUUAUAUGCAAACAUGUGUAAAGGCUUAUGAAUAUGGAUGACACUGGAAUUUUAUAAAUUCUAAAAUAAAACCCAAAACCAGA